This is a messenger RNA of Solanum lycopersicum (tomato), 1722 nucleotides long. The record is from RefSeq and is a predicted model, not a curated record. Lineage: Eukaryota; Viridiplantae; Streptophyta; Magnoliopsida; Solanales; Solanaceae.
AUGGCUGAUUUUUAUCAUGAUAUGAUAAAUGAAGUUUUUGUCUUCUUGAUUGAUGAUGAUGAAGAAUUUGUCAGUGAGAUGAUUUAUCUACUUGAGUCUCACGAGUAUAAAGUUAGGACAGUCGAUACGGCUUCACAAGGAAUGUCAAUGCUCUCGAAAGGAAAGGAAAACAUUGAUUUGAUGAUUAUCAAUAUGAAUUCACCCGACUUGCUUUCAUUUCAGCUUUUGAAUCAAGCUAUAACCUCAGAUAUAGUCUCAAUUUGUAUUUGUGAUGAAUACGAUACACGCUCAGCAAAAAAAGCUUUUGAAAAUGGUGCUUAUUUUUACCUGCAAAAGCCACUUCUCCACGAAUAUGUGAAGUCCAUGUGGCAACUUGUAUUGCAAAAGAAUAUACAAAAGGUAAAGGUCAUUGAUUUAGAUAAACAAGAAAAUGACAUCCAUGAAACUACAAAUGGUGUUGUGUGUAAUGAAAAGUACAAAUUGAAGAGAAAGAGAGGUAAAAAGUUGAUUGAAGAAAAAAAGAGUGAAAGCAGUGCUACUAAGGUUGUUAUUCAACAAAAGACUCGUAUUGUAUGGACUGAUGAUCUUCAUAGCAAAUUUCAAGAAGCUGUGAACAAACUUAAUGAUGGCAGAUGUUUUCCAAGUGAUAUUCUAGAGGCGAUGAAUGUACCUGGUCUUACUCUAUAUCAAAUCGCCAGUCACUUACAAAAAUAUCGUAACAAUACUUGGAAAGCUCCAAGGAAGAGAAAAUCUACUUGUCAUUCAUCAAGUCAAUUAGGAACCUCAAGUGGUUCUAGUAACCUUAGAAUAUUUGAGACAAUAUCUCAUCUUAAAAGGAAUGUUACAAAUCUACAACAACAAGAAACCCAGAGAGCCCCAAAAACUCCAUUUCUACCAAAUAAUAAUAUUUUUUCUAGAGGAGAGAGCUCAAGUUUGCAGAAGGUCUAUCACCCACAACUUCAAGUUGAUCCCCAGUACUUCAACCCAUUCGAUACCCCACUUUUAUCAUCGUCUGAAAAUAACAAUGUUGUUGGGCUACAACAACACGAAAAACCUUUAUCCGAAUCAUGGGGAUUGCAAGGAUCAAACAUUGGGACAGCGGAAUAUACACCAGGGCUAAAGUUUAACGAGAUUAAUCAUGCUCAGAAUAACUAUGCCUUGGAUGUAGAAAAAUAUUCAACAAUGUUCGAUACAAAUAUUACAAAUCCAACAAUUAAUGAAUUGGUAGCAGCAAAUAUUGAUUUUCAGCAAUAUAUCGGCGAGUUGCAAGGAUCAAAUAUUGAGAGCGCAGAUUAUACACCCGGGCUAAAGUUUAAUAAUGGAAUUCCUCAUGCUCAAAAUGACUAUGCCUUGGAUGUAGCAUCAUAUGCAACAUUGCCAAAUACAAAUAUUGCAAAUCCGACAAUUGAUGGAUUGAGUGUAGCAAAUAUUGGUUUUGAACAACAUAUUGAUGAACAAAAUAUGGUUCAACCGCUCAACAAUGUUGUCACAACAUCACAUAUGAGUGGUACUCAAGAAAGUGAGCCAAGUGAGAUGAUGAACUGCGAUGAAUUUUUUGAUUUCGAUAAUAUGGAUUUUUUCUUUCAGAAUGAUGAGCCUCCAAGUUUUGACCUAUCCAAUGAACUUGACAGUGCGUUUGAUCAAGCUUACUCUGAUGAUAUGGCAACAUCGAGUGCUCAAUUUCCAGAUAUAACAAGUUUUCUUGAUGAUUCUUCAACUUGA